UACACCAGUAGGAGUAUAUUUCCUUUGCAUGUCCUCUCCACUCCCCCCUAUCUUUCUCUCUCUAGAAUAUAGGCCUUUCUCUCUCUAGAUGGGCGUAGUGUGAGUGAUUGGGUAGAUAUAGCGCGCGCGCGCCCUCCAUGCUCGCCCAGCCGCUGCUCGAGCUCGCAGCUUGAUGAGGCCAGCGAUGGCCAGCAAUGGCGCCGCCGCCGGCGCCAUGGCCCCGUUCUUCCCGCCCAACUUCCUCCUCCAGAUGCAGCAGCCUCUCCCCCUCCACCACCAGCACCUCCAGGACCACGCCCAUGGCGGCCACGGCGGCCACCACCUCCUCCCUCCUCCUCCUCCCUCCCUCUCCCCCUUCCUCCCCGACCUCGCCAUGGACGCGCCGCCGCCGCCAAUGUACGAGGCGAGCGGCGGCGAUGGCGGCGGCGGAGGGGCGGCGUCGGAGGAUGAGGAGGAUGGGUGUGGAGGGGGAGGGGGUGGGGGUGGUGGGGAGAAGAAGAGGAGGUUGAGCGUGGAGCAGGUGAGGACGCUGGAGCGGAGCUUCGAGUCCGGGAACAAGCUGGAGCCGGAGCGGAAGGCGCAGCUGGCGCGCGCGCUGGGGCUGCAGCCGCGGCAGGUGGCCAUCUGGUUCCAGAACCGCCGCGCGAGGUGGAAGACGAAGCAGCUCGAGAAGGACUUCGACGCCCUCCGCCGCCAGCUCGACGCCGCCCGCGCCGAGAACGACGCCCUCCUCUCCCUCAACUCCAAGCUCCACGCCGAGAUCGUGGCGCUGAAGGGGGGAGCGGCGGCGGCGGGGGGAGGAGGGAGCAGCUGCAGGCAGGAGGCGGCGUCGGAGCUGAUCAACCUCAACGUCAAGGAGACGGAGGCGUCGUGCAGCAACCGCAGCGAGAACAGCUCCGAGAUCAACCUCGACAUCUCCAGGCCGGCGCCGCCGCCGCCGCCGCCGCCGGCCAACGAGAGCCCCGUCAACCGAGGCAUCCCGUUCUACGCCUCCAUCGGCCGCGGCGGCGCAGGCGGCGUGGACAUCGACCAGCUGCUCCUCCGCGGCGGCCACUCGCCGUCCCCGGCUGCCGUGACGACGCCGCCGCCGCCCAAGAUGGAGCUCGGGAUUACAGGCAAUGGCGGCGGCGCGGACGCCGCCGCCGCCGGCGCGGGCAGCUUCGGCGGCCUGCUCUGCGGCGCCGUCGACGAGCAGCCGCCGUUCUGGCCGUGGGCCGACGGCCACCACCACUUCCAUUAAUCCGCCACCGCGUCGCCGCCGCCGAUCACCAUGAUCGAUUUCUUGGCAGAAUUGAGGAAGGAGAAGGUCGCCUACUACACCACCAUGAUGAUGAUGAUGAUGAGUUCUUGAGCCAAAACAAAAGCAAGAUUAAGGGAGUUAAUUACUGUUGUGAUGAUGGAUGAGGUAAUUAAUUAAUUAAUUAAGAACAUUAUGUGAAUGUGAGAGAGAUGAUGAUUCAACAUAAUUUGAGUUAAGAAGAAGGGGAGUUAAUCAAUUAAGCCAUGAUGAGUGAUUGGGGAUUAAUGUUGGAUCAAUCAUCAAUGUAGAUUGAUUUUGGAGUCCAGUAGUAAUUUUGUUUGUUCUUUUGCUUUCUUUCUUUCUUUCUUUUUUAUCAUUUUACCUCCAUUACCUUUUUGAUGUUCAUAUAGGUGAUUAAAUUUGUGAGGCAGUGUGGUUACAUUCAUGUAUAGGAUUAUUAUAUUAUGGCAGUAUCAAGUUUGGUACUUAUAAAUCAAAACUUUUUUUCCUUCAUUC
Oryza sativa Japonica Group (Japanese rice) is the source of this 1756-nucleotide messenger RNA. Its product is annotated as homeobox-leucine zipper protein HOX23. Gene Ontology annotation, molecular function: sequence-specific DNA binding; DNA-binding transcription factor activity, RNA polymerase II-specific. Lineage: Eukaryota; Viridiplantae; Streptophyta; Magnoliopsida; Poales; Poaceae. Gene Ontology annotation, biological process: positive regulation of DNA-templated transcription. Gene Ontology annotation, cellular component: nucleus. The record is from RefSeq and is a predicted model, not a curated record.